CCGUUAAAACACCAAGCCAUCAAGUUCGAAUAUUGUUAACCGUCAGCUUGUUAAACGUGGACAGAGAACGUGAAUGAAGAAACAGAUAAUUUUUAUUUUAUUCGCGCUUUUACGUGCAAAAUUGACGUGAUAAAAAAAAUACAAGAAUUAUCUCUUAAAAACCGCAUUGUGAUUUGUAGAACAAAUAACAUAAUGUUACACGAACAUUAGGUAAUUUGUGUGGUAUAAACAUUAACGCGUAGUCAAGUGUUAAUUGUUGUGACUAGAAGAUUUUUGUUGUUGUGAGUGUGUAAUAACGAGAGAGAUGGAAUCUCGCUUACCAAAACCAAAAAUUAUAAUAGGAAAAUCUGUUAGUACAAUGGAUAUUAAGAGUAACAGUCAGAACGUGACAAAAACUGGGACCACUACUUACUCAGCAUCAACAAAUUGUGCUAAAUUGUUGCAAGAGGAUAAAUUACAAGUUAAACAGACUUUACUUCGUGCCAAGACAGUAGCUUCAAUUACUCGACCAAAUAAUAAUACGAAUACUAAUAAUAAUCCAAAGGGUGUAAAACGACAAGCUACUACUGUAACACAUGGAGAACCAAAAAAACCAUUUGUUAGACCUGUUAAAGCUUUAGCAAACAAGCCAAGUAGCAGUGGAUUAGCAAACAAAAAGACAAUAAAUAAAGUGACUCAAAAUAAUACAGAUAACAAAACAGGCAAGAUACAAAAAUGGGAUCUUCGGGGUCGUUUGGCACACACAAGUGACAAAUUAUCAGCUGUACAACAAAAAAACAAAGACAUAGAAACAAAAUAUAAUGAACUUCAAAGCCUGACUAAUACUUUAGAAGCCAAUGAAGCUUUAUACAGAGAAAAAGCAGAAAAAUUAGAAAAUGUGAAUAAAACACUUGCCACUGAACUUGAAAGUUUAACACAAGAGAUGUCAGAAGUAAAAUCAAGUAACAAAGACUUAACAAAGCGCUUGGAAGAAUCAGAAAAAUUAUUGAGUGAAUAUCAGAAACAGUGUAAAUUACAGGAAGUAACUCUCAAAGAACAAACUGAACAACUGACAACAUUGAAAACAGAGCUAGAAACGACAAAAGAGAGUAAUGAAGUUUUAAAUUCUCUCAAAGAAAAAUUACAAUCAUUGACACACAAAUUGGACAAAGAACGUAGAAUUUUACACAAUAACAUACAAGAAUUAAAAGGCAAUAUUAGAGUAUUUUGUAGAGUUCGGCCGAGAACUGCAAGGGAGAUAGAACUGAUGAAGAUGCCAUGCAGUAUAAGCUUUAUAGAUGAUCGCACUAUUGAAAUUUCCAAGAUGGAUGGAUCGGACGGAGGAAAUUACAGCAAGCGAGGAACAAAACAGGAAUUCUCAUUUGAUAAAGUAUUUGCUCCCAAUGCAACACAGGAAGAUAUAUUUGAAGAAUUAGCCCUUCUGGUACAAUCAGCUCUUGAAGGCUACAACGUUUGUGUAUUUGCUUACGGCCAGACUGGUUCUGGCAAAACUUAUACAAUGGAAGGCGAACCAAAUCUACUUACUGAGGGAAUGAUACCUAGAACGAUACGUCACAUAUUUAAAGAGAUGAAACAAUUCGAACUUCUUGGAUGGGAAUACAAAAUAAAAGCGAGUUUCCUGGAAAUUUACAAUGAGCAUAUUGUUGAUCUUCUUGAGUCUCAGCCAAAAACGCACGAAAUACGAAUGGUUGACAGCAAAGGUCAAGAUUUAUAUGUCAGCAAUCUUCGAGUAGAAGAUAUUCACAGUCCCGAGGAAAUGCGUGAAUGUCUUCGAAUCGCGCAAUGCAAUCGAGCUGUUGCAGCUACACAAUCGAAUGAACGAUCGUCCAGAUCACACUCUGUAGCACAGAUACGAUUAAUUGGAACACAUACUACAAAAGGAGAAAUUUCAAUAGGAAACCUGAAUUUGGUCGAUUUGGCCGGUUCGGAACGUUUGAAAACCGAGGAGGCUGUCAGAACUACUGAGACUAAAAAUAUCAACAAAUCUCUAUCAAAUCUCGGUAACGUUAUUUUAGCCCUUCUGAAAAAACAGGAACAUAUUCCUUAUCGAAAUUCCAAGUUGACUCACUUGCUUAUGCCUUCUUUGGGAGGCAACUCGAAAACUUUGAUGUUAUUAAAUAUAUCUCCUUUAGAUGAAUGUUACAAUGAAACGUUAAAUUCGCUAAGAUUUGGUAGUAAUGUAAAUAAUUGUAAGACUGGAACUGUUAAGCGAAGUCGAACUGUUUUAUAAAAUAAAAUCAGUUAUCAAAUUAAAUAAAAAUUUUGAAUGAUCAAAAAUAUUCACAAAUAAAAUAGUCUAACGUUCAUAUACGUUUUACGUUUCUAAUUAAAUUUUAUAAUUUUAACGUUUAAGAAAUACAUUUUCAUGUGUUCAUUAUCUAUUUUACUUGGACUUUAGCUUUUUUUAUGUGACAACAUUUUCACGUUACAUAUCACACAAGACAGUUUUCGAUAUAUAAUUUUGAGAAAAAUUAUUCUUGUAAUAUCGAUGGCUUUUAUUGUAAUUAUUAAAUUGCAAUAUAUUGCAUUGCCAUUUUUUUUAUUAUUUAAAAGUUACAUUGAUAAGUAUUGUAUAAUAACUUUGUAUAUAAAACAAUAUUUUUAAUUUUUGAAGAGGAAACAAAUUUUAUCUUUUUCAUCUGAUAAAUCCAGAUGGAUUUACAUAAUACUUUUCCUCCUCCUCCUCUCAUGUUCAAAAUAUACAGAGUCGUGUGUAACAAAUCUUCAGUUUUGAGUGGACUUUAACGAAGAGAAACAUUUGUUAAUUUUUAAAAAAUAAUUUCUUGAGAAUUUUGUUAGAAUUUUAUUUUUAUUUUUAUUGCCUGUGUGAUGUGUAUUUGUUUGCUUAUUACUACGUUAAGAUAUAUAAAAAAUAUAUAUGUUUUGUAAUAAAUAUAACAGUU
Messenger RNA from Pseudomyrmex gracilis, 2903 nucleotides. RefSeq names its product protein claret segregational-like. Gene Ontology annotation, biological process: microtubule-based movement. NCBI's taxonomy places the organism in Eukaryota, Metazoa, Arthropoda, Insecta, Hymenoptera, Formicidae. The record is from RefSeq and is a predicted model, not a curated record. Gene Ontology annotation, molecular function: microtubule motor activity; microtubule binding; ATP binding. The transcript is spliced from 5 exons. Bases 305 to 2230 code for a protein of 641 amino acids.